AUGAACAGGCCGGGCUACGAUUAUACCGUGCCUGCAUCCACCACCUACUAUGCGAGUAAUAAUCGGCCUCCGCAAUACGAACGCGGUUACGGACAACUCACAGCCGGUCCCCUUUAUAGCCCCUCCUCGCACCCACUCUCUAAUUAUGCAGAUAUCUAUGAAGGCAACAACGAUACCACUCUCAGAGCAGAAGAGAGGCAUUGGUACAUAGAAAAUCACAAAAACUUACAACCAAGUUAUGAAGUCAGUGACACUGUUCCUCAAGAUGCCAAAGCUAAGAAAGAAGAAGAGAAGAAAACCGAAGUACCAGUUAGACGAACUGAUGCAACUUUGCCGCGACAGAGACGGAAAGAGGAUAGGUGCUCAUGUGAAUGUUGGCCUACUGUGAAUACUGACAAUAACGUCGUGCAAGACAGCGCUACAGGAAAUGAAACAACGAGGUCGUUGUCAGGAGUCGAUGUAGUUGCUUCUUACGGCGUAUAUGGAAAUCCUCGCGAUGAUGAAAGCUCGGGUUUUGCGCGAAUCUCGGAGAAAAGUGCAAUGUAUGGACAAGGCAGUGAUGCUCCUGUGCAAGGUGUAAUAGUGAACCAGCAAGGGAAUAGUGCGGUAGUGCGUGCCACGUCCCCAUCGGAACCUAGCUGUGGCAAGUGUUGUGUGUGGACGACCAGCCCUCCGGCAGAGAACUCUGAGGACUACUGUUGGAUACACUACUGCCGCCCUGCAUUGAUAGUGUUACUACUUUUGUUUUUUCUGGUCUUGUUGGGCGUGUCUACUGGCUUCUUACUGACUAAUAACUAUUUACACUACCAACCAAGACCUCCGGCUGCUGAGGAAGCAUGUGAAAAAACAUUUUGCCGUUGGGGAGCGGAAUGUGUGUCUCUUGGGGAUGGACGCGCCCAUUGCGCCUGCCCUGCCACUUGCCCCAGCGCCCCAGCCCCGGUAUGCUCGACAGCGGGUCGCACUUACCGAAACCAUUGCUACUUACGUAAGGAAGCCUGUGAACGUCGACUGAACCUACGCGUCAAGCAUGAGGGUGAAUGUGACGCAGGAGAUCCAUGUACCACAGUUUCGUGUCCAGCUGGCGCACGAUGCGUAGCAGCUUAUGGUCAACCAGAAUGUAGAUGUCCAAGAAGUUGUCAGAGACGGAAGCCAGUCUGUGGCACUGAUGGCAGAGAAUACGCAUCCGUAUGCCAUUUAGAUAAGCAUGCAUGUGACAACCAAAUGAAUACAACUAUUAAAUAUCAUGGAAAAUGUGAUCCAUGCUCAGAACACGAAUGCGCUGACGGUGGCUUGUGUCAAUUAAAUGAAGUGCGAGCUCCCGUGUGUAAAUGUGGUCCACCAUGUGAUCUGUUGGUACGGCCUGGAUCUGCUGUGUGUGGCUCCGAUUACAGGGACUAUCCAAGUGAAUGUGCUUUGCGACGAGAAUCGUGUCGAACUCGACAGCAACUCACUAUUGCCUACAGAGGAGAAUGUGCCUCUGCUCAACAUCCCUGUGAUUCGGUAAAAUGUGGUUCGCGGGAGCGUUGUUCUUUGGAUGCACGUGGAGUCGCAGUGUGCGGCUGUGGUCCUGAAUGCGAACCGGUGGUACGGCCCGUAUGUGGCUCCGAUGGACGGACGUAUGACAGUCGUUGCCAUUUGGAGCGCACCUCAUGUCUUGACAACCGAGAUGUACGAAUAGCUUAUACAGGACCUUGUGGUGUAGAAAAUCCUUGCGCACGCGCAUCUUGUCCAUGGGGAGGAGCGUGCGUGGCACGUGGUGGUGCUGCGCAAUGCGCCUGCCCGGUAUGUGAUGCUACGCUCACGCCCGUGUGUGCUUCGGAUACCAAUACCUAUGGCUCUGAAUGUAAGAUGCGUAUGCACGCGUGCCAAGAAGGCGUCCCUGACGGUGAACUGCGAGUGUUAUACAACGGAACUUGUCAGACUUGCUCGGACAUCGUAUGCAAAGGCGGGGGCGACUGCGUCGUGGACUCGGACACCGGGCGUCCUACGUGUCGUUGCAACCACAAUUGCACUGAGGCACAGGAAUCAGAAGUGGUAUGCGGGAGUGAUGGUCAAACCUAUCCGUCGCAGUGUGAACUGGACUCGACAGCAUGUCGCGACCAAGGUGAUUUGUGGCUUGCCUACAAAGGUGAUUGCGCUUUAUGCGAGGGCGUCCAAUGCACUUAUGGCGCCCAUUGUGCCGCUGGUGAAUGUAUUUGUCCCACUGACUGUACCGGAGCACCUCAUGAACCAGUUUGUGGCAGCACUAUGCAAACUUUCCCAAACGAAUGCGAACUUCAAAAAGCAGCUUGUAGAUUAUCGCCGCCAGCCACUUUACAUGUCAUAUUUUAUGGAGAUUGCAAGGACAGAUUAGCUGUCGUACCACCGAUUGCCAUGAGUACGACCGCGAUGACCACAACCGAGGAGGAAGAAGGGUCGACGGAUUCUUGGGGUGCAACGAACCAAGAGGGGACUGCCAAUCCAAGUGCUUGUCGGGAUAUACGGUGCGACUUCGGCGCUAGCUGUGAAGUCGGCUCUGAUGGAUACCCUCGUUGCUCCUGCCUUUUCGAGUGUCCGCAUGACAAUGAAUACUUUCCCGUCUGUGCUUCUGAUUUCAAACUUUAUCCUAGCCUCUGUGCUAUGCGCAAAGAGGGAUGUCAAAAACAGCUUGAAUUAAGACUGCGGCCUUUGGAUUUAUGUAAAGGUAUGGAGGUACGACCAUGUGGUAACAGUAAAGCUAUGGUUGAUCUUGCUACUGGGCUUGAAAUAGAUUGUGGUAACGGACCACACCGACAGGACUGUCCUGCUGGAAGCUACUGUCAUAUUACAUUAACUGCAGCUAGGUGCUGUCCUAAGAACGAUUCAAAAUUAACCGAAGAAAAGAAGAUAUCUCACUGUUCCGAGUCAGCGUACGGGUGUUGUUCUGACGGGUCGACCACAGCGUCAGGACCUAAUGAGGAAGGGUGUCCAAUCACAAGUUCUACCUGCGGUUGCAAUCGGCUCGGUUCAGUUUCCGAUCGAUGUGAUGAGGAAGGACAGUGUGCUUGUCGUCCCGGCGUAGGUGGCCUCAAGUGCGACCGGUGCGAACCCGGCUAUUGGGGUCUACCGAGGAUCGGUUCCGGUCACACGGGAUGUAUUCCCUGCGGUUGUUCGGCAUUUGGUUCGGUCCGAGAAGAUUGUGAGCAAAUGACUGGAAGAUGUGUGUGCCGAACAGGCGUUCAAGGACAAAAGUGUACCGUGUGUGCGGACCAUAGACGCAGAUUAGGACCCAACGGGUGUUCCGACCCUGAACUCGGUGGCGUGGUAUCUUCGUGUACUGAGUUGUCCUGUUACUUCGGCGCCGUUUGUACGGAACGCACUGGUGGUGCUCUCUGUGAAUGUGCGGCGGCCCCAUGCUCAGACAGCGACACUAAUAUGUUGGUAUGCGGUAGCGACGGAAAAACUUACGAGUCCGAAUGUCAUUUAAAACUUCAAGCAUGUCGUACACAAGAAGAUAUUGUAGUUCAAGCGUUUGGGCCUUGUAAACUAGGCGAAGUAGCGGGUACCGCCGGUCCACCAAGACCCUCGUCGCCUAUACAAUUUACACAACAAGAUGACGGAGCUGCAUCUAAAUCAACGAGACAUCUAUUAAACCCCGAUAAAUACUACAAUAAAUAUGAUUGGACUAGAAAAGAAACACCCAGUGAUUUCGACAGCAUACUCUCCGGCCAAAAGUUCAAAGCAACAACAGCUACAGUUGGGUCAAGGGGUGCAUCAGGUGCAGUGGGCGCAUUGCUCGGAGAUCUUUGUAGUGACGAUUCUGACUGUGCCGCUCUGCCGGGCGCUGAAUGUGCCCGGGCAGCUUGCGUCUGCCGCCCUGGACAUGUACCUACGUUACAUCGAAAGGCGUGUAUUGAACAAACGCCCCAAGAGACGACAGAGGAAUAUAGCGCCUGUUUGUCAGAGCCAUGUUACAAUCUCGGCACAUGUAUUGAUUUGCCUGGCUCCACGUACACCUGUUUAUGUGCAGGCCCUUACACUGGAUUAAAUUGCGAAUCUCUAGCAAAAGAGUCACUAUUGGGUCCCUAUAUUGAAACACCUUCCUUCGACGGCACUUCUUACAUACGCUUAAAACCGUUGAAAGCUUACCACAAGUUGAAUAUCGAUAUUGAAUUUAAAGCCUUUACUGAAAAUGGCGUUAUAUUGUACAAUCAGCAGAAACCUGACGGGACCGGUGACUUUGUUUCUCUCGCUUUAGUGAACGGAUAUUUAGAGUUUAGAUACAAUCUUGGAAAUGGAGUCUUAAUACUGACCUCUCUAGAAAAGAUAACACUAAACGAGUACCACAAGGUGUCAGCUAAACGAUACCACCGGGACGGGAUUUUAUCUGUAGAUGACAUGGAAGACGUGGUGGGCCAAUCUAGUGGCUAUUUAAAAGCACUAGAUCUUAGCGACGAUGCCUAUAUAGGCAGCGUACCGACCAACUUUUCACGGGUUUUCGACAACAUCGGCACGCGGAACGGUUUUAUCGGAUGUGUAAAAUAUUUAAGAAUAAUACGUCAUCAAGUUACAAAGAAAUUGGGCCGACCGGACUCAUUAGUUGUUGGUAUAGAAAAUGUUCAGGAAUGCCAAUCCAACCCAUGUAUGAGUAUGCCGUGCAAGAAUGGUGCCACGUGUAAAUCAAUAGAGGGUUCGACAACCGAAUAUACAUGUAGCUGCCCUAUCGGAUUUCAAGGAACCAAUUGUGAAGAGCGAUUAGAUCCGUGCGAGUCAAAUCCCUGUGGAUAUGAUGAAGGGCUAUUGUGUGACAUCGGACCGGACGGUGGACACGUUUGCCGUUGUUUGUUUGGAGGUGAAAUUGGUUCCAAUGGAAAUACUUGCAACAAUGAUGUAAAUGUAGUAGAAGAAACGUGGUCCCCUCAGUUUAAUGGAACGAGCUACCUUGAAUUGCCGCCACUCGAAGGGCUUGGGAAAGCGUUCCGCAUUGAAAUUUGGUUUUUAACGAACCGAUUUUCUGGAAUGAUUCUUUACACGGGCCAGUCUAAUAAAGCCAAGGGGGAUUUCAUAGCGAUUAACCUGGUUAACGGCUACCUUCAAUUUAGGUACAAUUUAGGAAGCGGUAUAGCCAAUAUAACUUCUCCUGUGCCUAUCACAAAGGGUCGUUGGCAUAGAGCUCGUGUGUCUAGAUCAGGUCGUCACGGUAGCCUCCAGUUAGACCAUCAUCCUACGCAAAGGGGACAUUCAGCACCUCCGCUAACUCACCUAGACCUUAUGCUACCUCUCUUUAUUGGUUCCUUACCCUCGUACAUUCGCCCUCAUAAGAUGUCCGGCGUGACCAGCAGUUUAAUAGGAGCCGUGCAACAGGUCUUCGUCAAUGGAAAUCCUUUAUCUUUAUAUGGAGCUGAUACUGCUAAAUGUGUUAUAAACCAAGAAGAAGAACGUCUGCCUUGUGCAACUACUGGCGUAACACGGUAUACGGGUCCUCCUUGUGGAGACGGUCUAACUCCAUGCAAAAACAACGGUUCGUGCAUACCUUUACUGAACGAGUACAAGUGUAUUUGCCGAGACGGCUACCAAGGAAGAAACUGUGAAAUCCAAAUCAAUGUAGAAAUGUUAAACGAAAGAACUCCAGUGAAAUUCGACGGAAAUAAUUACUUCUCCUACCGUAGCAGAGGAAGUCGCAGAAACAGCGGUUCACGCGGCAUUAGAUAUGAAAUAAAGUUCCGUACGUACAACGAUUCUGGUCUCCUGAUGUGGAGACGUAAAAUUGGUAUACGACCUCGUGAUUUCAUCGGACUGGGUUUAAGCGAGGGGAAACUUCAGCUUAUGUAUACUGAUACGGACAUAAAAGAGGUGAACUCCGCGACUCAAGAAGACUGGUUCCAGUGUAUUGAGUCGAAAGUACGGGUGGACGAUGGAAGGUGGCAUACCGCAACCGUGAGACGGAGGAAGAGACUUGCAAUGUUGCAAGUGGAUGAUACACCGCCAGUUAGAGGGUACUCACAGUCGUUGUUAGUGCCUUCGAAGUCAAAUCCGAAGCUGUGGAUUGGAGGAUCUCCAUCUCUACCCCUGGGUUUACCAGCGGCUCUCUACACAGGUCUUCGUGGUUGCGUCGCGAGUGUCAAAGCCAACGGACGUCACAUCGACCUUAGUCUGCCCAUACGUCCUACGACAGCCGUACGACAUUGCGAUUGA
This is a messenger RNA of Arctia plantaginis, 6153 nucleotides long. The record is from the annotation of a GenBank genome assembly. Lineage: Eukaryota; Metazoa; Arthropoda; Insecta; Lepidoptera; Erebidae.